GUGGGGAGUGUUCAGCAGAUCCACAAGUGAGACUAUCACUGAAUUCUUCACAACCAGCAGAAACAUUAUCUCACGGCAAUCAUGAUAAUGAUGAAACUCUGGACCCUCCUUCUUGCAUAUGCACUAAUCAUUUGUCAGAUGUACGUCUCACAGGCAGCUCCAUCCAGAACUAGUAAGGAGUUAAUGUCAGAUGGAGUCACACUAUCGAAUGAUGAUGCCCAAAAGUUACUCAGAGCUAUCAAGGAAUUCUUGCAAAUAACUUCAGAUGACCAGGACCACCAAUCACCUGACGAAAACAGUAAUGCAACAGCACAGAAGCGGGGAUGCAACACGUCAACCUGUGUUACCCACCGCUUGGCUGACUUCCUGAGUCGGUCAGGAGGACUGGGAUACAACAACUACGUUCCCACCAACGUGGGGGCCCAGGCGUUUGGUAGACGAAAGCGACGCGGCCCUGUUUGAGCACAAGAGCAGCCACACGGACCAAGUGCCUCCUCCAAGGGAGUAGCAACUGCAUCAUCAUCUACCUGCAAACACUAAAACUAGAACUUAUAUACAGUAUUCUUCAUAAAACAUAGACUGAUCUCUUGCUUUCAGAAAGUUAUAGUCAAGUAAUGGAUUCAUUAUUGUCUGUGCUUAAAAAAGCUGAGAAAUAUCUUAACAUUAAUGUUGCUGACAAGAUUUAUUUUCUGCCAAGGAGGAAAAUGGAUUUUCUCUUGUCUUGGCUUUUUGGCUCAAUUGGUCGUAGGAUCUGUAUCUGCAGUAUGGUUUUUCAAACUGAAUGUCUUCUAUCAAAACCUUUAACAACUGUGGCUGUCCUGUUCCUUGAUGUAUACACAUUGUUAGAUUUCAUUGUUGAACAAAACACUAGUGUGAAAAUGUCCUUAUUAUUCUAAAUAUUGUAAUAAUUGUGAAAUGAAAGCAGGAAUAAAUUGUAUUUUAGCUACAUUAGUCUUUCAUGGCUGACUGUGUUUUUGUUUGAUUUAGUGAUAAAAGCAGUUACACAUACUGCUGCUAAGCUGGUAACAUAUAUCAUUUCAAAAAGUUCAUAUAAACUAUGCUAUUCAUCACAUUGAUUUGUCACUGAAAUAAAGAGGAGACAUUGUAUUGACAAUGCAUAAAUAAUUGGAUCAUCU
This is a messenger RNA of Eleginops maclovinus (Patagonian blennie), 1136 nucleotides long. It is a transcript of the gene calca, whose product is annotated as calcitonin/calcitonin-related polypeptide, alpha. NCBI's taxonomy places the organism in Eukaryota, Metazoa, Chordata, Actinopteri, Perciformes, Eleginopidae. Bases 82 to 462 code for a protein of 126 amino acids. Gene Ontology annotation, cellular component: extracellular region. The transcript has 5 exons. Gene Ontology annotation, molecular function: hormone activity; calcitonin receptor binding. The record is from RefSeq and is a predicted model, not a curated record. Gene Ontology annotation, biological process: regulation of cytosolic calcium ion concentration; adenylate cyclase-activating G protein-coupled receptor signaling pathway.